AACAACAGUCCUCAGUGGACCAAGUGAACCGAACUCGGGAAAAACAAGCUCUUCUCCGGCUGGGCCUUGGGUACAUAUACAAGGUUCAGAGAUCCUGGACCCACUGAGAGAGCGAUUCUCCACCUCGCCCUCCUCCCCCUCCCAACUCAAGAGUGCCCACUCUGCGCAUCUGCCUCCGCAUCCUUCGCCGCCGGGGCCAUGGUGCAGCAGGUGCUCUACCGGGCUCUGGUGUCCACCAAGUGGCUGGCCGAAUCCGUCCGGGCCAACAAGAUCGGGCCCGGCCUACGGGUGCUGGACGCGUCCUGGUACCCGCCCGGAGAGCGCAGCGCCCAGCGGGAGUACCAGGCGCGCCACGUGCCCGGCGCCUCCUUCUUCGACAUCGAGGAGUGCAAGGACAAGUCCUCGCCCUACGAGCUCAUGCUGCCCAGCGAGGCCCACUUCGCCGACUACGUGGGCCACCUGGGCAUCGACAACGACACCCACGUGGUGGUGUACGACAGGGACGAGCUGGGCAGCUUCUACGCUCCAAGGGCCUGGUGGAUGUUUCGGGUGUUCGGGCACCGCACCGUGUCCGUGCUGAACGGAGGCUUCCGGAACUGGGUGAAGGAGGGGCACCCGGUGACGGCGGAGCCCUCCCGCCCGCAGCCCGCCGUCUUCAAGGCCACCCUGGACCGAUCCCUGCUGAAGACCUACGAGCAGAUCAUGGAAAACCUGGAGUCCAAGAGGUUCCAGGUGGUGGAUUCUAGGGCCCGGGGCAGGUACCUGGGGACCGAGCCCGAGCCCGGAGAUGAAGGGCUGGAACCGGGCCACAUCCCCGGCACCCUGAACAUGCCCUUCAUGGACUUCCUCACGGAGCAGGGCCUGGAGAAGAGCCCGGAGGAGCUCCGCGGCCUGUUCCGGGAGAAGAAGGUGGACCUCUCCCAGCCCCUCAUCGCCACCUGCCGCAAGGGGGUGACCGCCUGCCACGUGGCCCUGGCCGCCUAUCUGUGCGGGAAGCCGGACGUGGCCAUCUACGACGGCUCCUGGUCGGAGUGGUUCCGCCGGGCGCCGCCCAAACUCAGGGUGUCCCAGUGGAAGGGGGACCGGUCCUGAGUUGGAGGCUCGAAAACCCCCAAACGCCCUUCCCCCGUCCCCCGCCUCACCUGUUCUGGCCCCUCCCUCCCCUUCUGACCUCAUCCAUUCUGCCC
Molecule: messenger RNA, 1187 nt
Organism: Ornithorhynchus anatinus (platypus)
Lineage: Eukaryota; Metazoa; Chordata; Mammalia; Monotremata; Ornithorhynchidae
Gene: TST
Product: thiosulfate sulfurtransferase
Exons: 3
Coding region: 199-1092 (297 amino acids)
Biological process (GO): transsulfuration
Cellular component (GO): mitochondrion
Molecular function (GO): thiosulfate-cyanide sulfurtransferase activity
Source: RefSeq, a predicted model, not a curated record